Messenger RNA from Ceutorhynchus assimilis (cabbage seed weevil), 3829 nucleotides. The record is from the annotation of a GenBank genome assembly. Lineage: Eukaryota; Metazoa; Arthropoda; Insecta; Coleoptera; Curculionidae.
GUGAACCUCAAAAUCCCCAUAUGGACAAUGAAGAAAAUGUUAAAUAAAUAAUGACUUUAAAUUAAAUUUUCUUAGUUUUUUAACUAAAAACAAUGAGCGUGACACCAAAACUUGAUGAACUGGUGCAAUCGGUAUCCCUUUACAUCAGAAUACCAACAAUAUUUCAUCUAUAUCUACUACCAUUUCUUGUUUUCUAUCUUGUUUGGAUUUACUUAUGGAUUGGAUUGUGGGGCUUCUACGAACAUUAUGAAGGAGGUUUCGUAGGUAUCGCGGUUAUUGGAUGUAUACAAAUUCUUGCCUGUCUGGCAUGUUAUUGGUCAGUGCAUAUAAAUUGUUUUUUUAUGUGUAAAAAGCAAAAGGAUCCUCAGAAAGCUACGUUAGCCAAAGUAGUUCCUACAGCAAAUAACGGGAGCUCUGAAAUUGUUUCUCUAAGAAAAAUAAAACUCCCUGAUGGAGAAUGCAUGAUAUAUUUUAUAUUUCAAAAAACCAAAUAUAUCUGGGACGAAGAUAAAAAAAUAUUUAGAGGCCUAGAAUUUCCUAUACACAAAUCCUAUUCCGAAUACAAUAAUUGCAAAGGUUUCCAGGAAGAUGAAGACGUUAAACAAGCAGACAUUAUUUACGGCAAAAACGAUUUGGAAAUGGUGGUUCCAGAGUUUAUGGAACUUUUUACUGAGAGAGCCACAGCACCUUUUUUCGUAUUCCAAAUAUUCUGUGUUGGCUUAUGGUGUUUAGAUAAAUAUUGGUAUUAUUCUAUAUUCACGCUUAUAAUGUUGGUUUUGUUUGAAUGCACUUUGGUACAACAGCAAUUGAAAAAUAUGGCAGAGAUUAGGAAGAUGGGAAAUAAACCUUAUAAUAUUUUAGCUUAUCGUAACAGACGCUGGAGAUCGAUCCUUACAAACGAACUUAUACCAGGCGAUAUUAUUUCAAUAACAAGAUGUCAAAAGGACAACUUAAUACCCUGUGAUGUAUUAUUAUUAAGAGGCUCUUGUAUAGUAGAUGAAAGUAUGUUGACAGGAGAAUCCGUACCCCAAAUGAAAGAGGCAAUAGAAACUUGUAACGGAAAGAAAAUCCUGGAUCCUGAUUCUGAAGGAAAACUACACGCUUUAUUUGGGGGCACAAAAGUAGUUCAACACACACCGCCAACAAAAGCAACUACAGGACUGCGCCCUCCAGAUAAUGGUUGUGUGGCCUAUGUAUUGAGAACAGGCUUUAAUACCGCCCAAGGAAAAUUACUGCGAACCAUUUUAUUUGGUGUCAAAAGAGUUACUGCAAAUAAUAAGGAAACUUUUGGAUUUAUCAUUUUUCUGUUGGUAUUUGCAAUUGCUGCAGCUGCCUAUGUAUGGAGAAAAGGAGUUGAGGACCCAGAACGAAACCGUUAUAAGCUAUUUUUAGAGUGCACAUUAAUUUUAACAUCAGUAAUACCCCCAGAAUUACCAAUCGAAUUAUCUUUGGCCGUAAAUACGUCUUUACUAGCCCUAUCAAAAUUAGGAGUCUAUUGUACAGAGCCAUUUAGAAUACCCUUUGCUGGCAAGAUAGAUAUUUGUUGUUUUGAUAAAACUGGUACAUUGACUAGCGACAAUUUGGUUGUUGAAGGUGUAGCUCUAGCAAAAAAAGACUCUGCAGUCACUCCCAUACAAGAUGUACCAUUGGAAACUGUUCAUGUGUUAGCUAGCUGUCAUUCUUUAGCUCAGUUAGACGAUGGCUUGGUGGGGGAUCCUUUAGAAAAAGCCACAGUGACCGCUAUAGAUUGGACUGUUACCAAAGCCGAUUGUAUGCUGCCUAGGAGAGGUAAAUCGCCAGGAUUGAAAAUUUUCGUAAGGCAUCAUUUUUCUUCGCAGUUGAAAAGAAUGUCGGUGAUUGCUGGCUAUAAUCCUCAAGGAUCUACAGAUACGGUGUAUAUUUCAGCAGUUAAAGGAGCUCCUGAGACUUUAAGGCCAAUGUUUUCUGAGCUUCCUGAAAAAUACGACGACGUCUACCUAGAACUCUCCAGACGAGGUGCCAGAGUGUUGGCUCUGGGAUACAAGGAAAUAGGCAAACUGUCUAGUCAAGAAUUGAGAGAUUUAUCACGUGACAGCAUAGAAAAAGAUUUAAAAUUUGCUGGUUUUGUCAUAAUUUCUUGUCCCUUAAAAGCUGACUCGAAAUAUGCCAUAAAAGAACUGCAAAAUGCUUCACAUAAAGUCGUUAUGAUUACUGGUGAUAAUCCUUUAACGGCUUGUCAUGUGGCUGUUGAAUUGAAAUUCACAUCCAAACCAAUACUUAUAUUGAAUGAGGAUGAGAAUGGUGAUUACGUUUGGGAAUCUAUCCAUAAAAAAGAUAGAAUACCCAUAGGUGAUGAUAGAAAAAAUUUAAUUGCAGAAUAUGAUUUAUGCGUCACAGGAGAUAGUUUUAAUUAUUUCAAACAGAAUCAUCAUAAAAGUUUUCUUAAAACAUUACCUUUCAUCACAAUAUUUGCGCGAUUCGCCCCCAAACAAAAAGAGUUUGUAGUUACCCAAUUGAAAACUCUCGGGUUUACUACUUUAAUGUGUGGAGACGGUACUAACGACGUUGGAGCACUAAAACACGCAGAAGUUGGCGUUGCCAUUCUAGCUAAUGCCCCGGAAAAACUACCGGAUUUACGGGAGCAACGCGAGAAGUUGGAAAAAGCCAGAGAAUUGGAACGGAGGCAACGUGAAGAAAGGGAAAGAUUGGCUGUAGCCAGAAGUAACAGGCCGAAUAAUGUACGGAGCGUUAUGGAACAAAGGGACAGACUUCAAAAUCGAAUGAAUAAAAUAAUGAAGGAGUUGGAGGAAGAGGAUCAGUCUCAGGUGGUUAAAUUAGGGGAUGCUAGUAUUGCGUCACCGUUCACUAGUAGAUUGUCAUCGAUAAUGUGCAUAUGUCACAUAAUCAAACAAGGCCGAUGUACUUUGGUAACAACCUUACAAAUGUUUAAGAUUUUAGCUCUAAACGCUCUAAUUUUGGCAUACACCCAAUCAGUACUCUAUUUGGACGGAAUCAAACUUAGAGAUAUGCAAGCUACUUUACAGGGAUUUUUAUUGGCUGCCUGCUUUUUGUUUAUUUCUAGAUCAAAACCACUUAAAACACUAUCUAAACAGAGGCCUUUGCCGAAUAUUUUCAAUUGGUACACAAUUUCCACUGUUUUAUUGCAAUUUUCGGUACAUUUUGUGUGUUUAAUUUAUUUAGUGCAAGCGGCUAAAGCCAGAACGCCUCCUAUAACUAUUGAUGAAUCUAAACUCAAUUCCACUGAACCUUUAACAAAAUUAACUGAAGAAGAAGAAGACGCGCUAUUUCAACCCAAUAUUAUAAACAGCACUGUUUAUAUUAUAUCUAUGGCGUUGCAAAUAGCUACAUUUGCCAUCAAUUAUAGGGGAAAUCCUUAUAUGGAAAGUCUGAAAGAAAAUAAAGCAUUAUUAUACAGUAUUAUAGGAUCCAGCAGUGUCGUAAUGGCCUUAACUUUAGGAAUAAUGCCUGAAUUAUCUGCUCAGUUUGAAAUCAUCGAUUUUCCUGAUGACUUUAAAUAUGUUCUAGUCCAAGUAUUAUUCGCCGACUUUUUCUUUUCAUACUUAGUGGACAGAGUAUGCCUAUGGAUUUGCGGCGAAGGUAAAACGCGAAUAUUAUGGUAAAAAAAAUAUAUAUAUUUUGUGUGUAGUAAUUAGAAAUUUUCUAAACAAAAUAAUAUAAGCAAAUAAUUAUUGUCAUUCCAUUAUUUUUUUUUGAGUUAUUUUUAUGUGUUGGUAGGUAGAAAUUAUAAUGUGCAACAGAAAAAGGAAAAAGGGUUCAUUAAAAUGUGUGUUUUUUUUUUGUUACUUAAUAAAACAAUGUGUUUUAACUA